Symbiodinium sp. CCMP2592 is the source of this 3624-nucleotide messenger RNA. The record is from the annotation of a GenBank genome assembly. Lineage: Eukaryota; Dinophyceae; Suessiales; Symbiodiniaceae.
AUGGGAGGGCGCGGGCGCCCGCGCCGGGGAAAUGGAGCAAACUCGGGUGAUCGAGUGAGGGACAAUGGCCCAGGGCUCCGACGUAGCUAUCGCGGCUUCUGUCCUUUGGAUUACAAGCAUGGCGAGCUGGUUGGUGGUGGGGGCUCGGUGGAGCGCAGGCCAUGGGAUUUGAUGGAGCCCUCUUUCUUCUACGAGCAGUUUGUGAAGCAAAGGAAGCCCGUUGUGAUCAGCACCGGCCGGACGGCACCUGGAGUCCUUGAGGCCCUCUUUGGACUUCGGGGUGAGGCAGCGAAUUGGGCGUGCCCUGGCAGCGAGGGCACAGCGGCGAUGCGCUCAGGCCCUGCUGGUAAGUGCCAGGUGGAGGUGGAACGUCGCGCCGGGACCACCCAGUUUUUUGGCCAACAGGAUGCCGGAGCCCGGGAAGUUACCACUCUUUCGCAGUUCUGCGAUGAGAUCGACCAGGGAAACGAGCUGGCAUACUUGACAACACAAGCCCUCCCAGAAGAUGAAAGGGGCUGUCCCAAAGCAUUGGCACCGCCACACGUCCUGAACUUAUUGCAGGAAGCAGAGAAUCUUCGACCAACGCUUGUGAGCUGUCUGGCUCCGGUCCAAUACAACCUGUGGUUCGGGCGGUCGCAGGAGGGCUCCUCAUCUGGCCUGCACCAUGACUUCCAUGACAACAUCUAUGUGCUGCUGAGGGGUUGCAAGGAGUUUCGACUGUUCAGCCCACGCUGCUUGGAUAUUCUGAGCCCAGUUGGAGUGAUGCAGGGAGACGCAAAGCUGCACCCGAAUGGCCUCAUAAGCUACGUGCCGGGUAUUCGGUCGGACGGUGCACCAGCGUCCGUUGCUCGAGCUUGGGGUGCUGGGCGGAGUGAGAGGAAUGGAGUCCUGAACAGUGAUGACGAAGAGGCGGAGCUGGAUCAAUUGCUGACAGAGGCGAUGGAAACGGAUGUUGAUGGCAAAGGUCGCGCAACCGACAAGAGUUCAUUGCCCGACAGCUUCUGCCAUGCGAGCACUUGCGAAGGCGCCCAGAGGCCUGUUCCAAGCAGCCUCCAGGGUCGUCACCUGACUGCCACACUGAAGGUGGGUGACUUGCUUUACCUGCCUGCCAGUUGGUUUCAUGAGGUCAUUUCUUACGGCGGCGACGCUGGGGGCCAUUUGGCACUGAACCUUUGGAUGGCCCCACCCAGGGUGAACUCCCCUCUGGAGAGACCUUAUGAAGACGGUUUUUGGGAAGACCUGUACUGCAGUCUUGAGCGGGCGCGGGGAGCGAAGUCAGACAAAGACACUGGAGCUGAGCCUCCUACACCGCGGCCGAACAAACCGGCGGGAAAGCGCGCGGGUGGCGGAACACCUUGGGAGGCUCGCAACAAGGACACGGAAGGUGUUCGGAAAAUGGUGCGGGACUCCAAGCAGGAGGCUGCGAAGUUGCGGAACAGCUUCGCCGCGGCCGUUUCAGCCGUUACCGGCACACCAGCUGGAACAGAUCCGCUGGCGACUAUGGGAAAGAACAUGUUUGACGACAAGGUGAUGGCGGAGAAGCUCCCGGCUGCGGUCGUCAAGCGGUUCCAGGAGUGCCUCAUCAGCGGUGCACCCACGACUGAAGAGGAUCAGAAAAUCAUCGCGGACACAAUGUACGAGUGGGCGCGAGAACGUGGUGCUGUGGACUUUGCCCACUGGUUCUUCCCUUUGCGCGGACAGGGCGGAGCAGUGGGCGGCAUGCUGGGCGCGUACAAGCAGGACACUCUCCUGGACCUCGAGUUCUCUUCCAAGUUUGUGACGAAGCCCAUGAAGGCCUGUUUGCCAGCGGAGCGACUUUUUCAAGGAGAAACUGAUGGCUCUUCAUUCCCAAAUGGAGGUCUUCGUGUGACGCAUUCCGCUGCAGCGUUCACCACGUGGGACAGGUCCUCUCCGCCGUUUGUUCUCAACAAGACCCUCUACAUUCCCUGUGCUUUCAUCACGCACUUCGGGAAGUGCAUCGACGAGAAGACCCCUCUUUUGCGGUCCAUGGACGCCGUGAAGGCUCAAGGUCUUCGAAUGCUGAAAGCCGUUGGACUCGGAAAGGAUGCUCAGACGAUGCAUAGCUACCUGGGUUGGGAGCAGGAGUUCUUCGUGCUGGAUGCAGCACUCUACAAGGCCCGCCCUGAUCUGGUGAACACUGGCCGGACCUUGUUUGGCAAGUUGCCCACGCGCCACCAACAGGGCGACCUGAAUUAUUUCCAAGCCAUUCCCACGAGCGUACAGACCUUGCUCGACAACGUUCAGGCAGCAAUGUUACUAAUUGGAUGUCCCAUGGCCGUGAAGCACAACGAAGUCGCGCCGGGUCAGCACGAAAUGUCUCCGGUUUUCCGGGUGGCCAACGUGUCCUGCGACAGCAAUGUCUUUUUCAUGGAGACCAUGAACCGAGAAGCGGCCAAGCUUGGCUUGCAGGUGCUGUUCCAUGAAAAGCCAUUUGCGGGUAUCAAUGGCAGUGGCAAGCAUGCCAACUGGUCAGUGGGAACUGAUACUGGCCUUAACUUUUUCUAUCCCGGAAAGACGGAGGAAGGAAAGAAGCUGUUUGUUACUGGCAUCGCCUGCUUGGCAUAUGGCCUGUCGCAGUACAACGAGCUUGUGCGCUGCAGCGUAGCAACGGCAGGCAACGACCACCGACUGGGGGCCCAGGAAGCACCUCCAGCCAUUAUCUCGCUCUAUCCCGGCCAGGGCUUCGAACAGUUCGUCGAUGCCAUCAUCGGAGGCGCAGACUUGUUGGGCUACAAAGCUGAAAAGAAGCAUCAGCAGACCGGAUGCUCGCAAGCAAUGCACAUCGAGGCCAAUGUGGAGGACAGGAAUCGAACAGCACCUUUCCCAUUCUGUGGCAACCGCUUCGAGUUUAGGGCAGUUGGCUCCUCGCAGAACUGCUGUUUGCCCGUCAUGGUUUGCAACGCCAUCAUGGCGGCCGGAAUGGCCAGCCUGGCCGGUCUCAUCGAAGGUGGCAUGAGCCACAGGGACGCGGUGGCAAAGAUGUUCAAGGAGAACAAGCACGUGAUCUUCACGGGCAACGGCUACUCGGCGGAGUGGAGGGAGGAGGCCGCCAAGCGAGGCCUGCCGAAUUUGAACACCACGCCGAAGGCCGUCGUGACUUGGAGCUCUGCGAAGAACAAGAAGCUGUUUGACGACUUGAAGAUCUACACCAAGGAAGAGACCGAGGCUAGACAAGAGGUCAUGCUGGAGAACUACAUCACGUGUCUCACGAUCGAGGCGCAGACCAUGAUCAACAUGGUGGAGACCGGCUUCAUACCCGCGUGCGCCAAAGACCUGAAGAAGUGCGACAACAUGAGCAGCAAAAUCGCCGAGCCAAGAAAGGUUGCUUAUGAAGCAAUUGUGGAUGAGCUCGAAAAGCUCAAGGCGUCUCUGGACGCCAUGCCCCACGGAGACCUCGAGAAGGAAGCGACUUACCUUUGCGACAACGUGAAGGUGAAGAUGGCGGCGCUCCGAGAGGCCGGUUUGGGGAGUUUCCGAAACUUAGGGCUACCUUUAAAGGGAUCUAUAAAUAAAGGUUUUAUAAAGGGUUUAGGGUUUCCGAAAAUUAGGGGUCCCUUACUUGGGGUCGUUAUAAGGAUCCUGCUACCUAGGGCACUAUAUUAG